This is a messenger RNA of Tachysurus fulvidraco (yellow catfish), 3327 nucleotides long. RefSeq names its product eukaryotic elongation factor 2 kinase (gene eef2k). Gene Ontology annotation, molecular function: ATP binding; calmodulin binding; calcium ion binding. Gene Ontology annotation, biological process: protein phosphorylation. NCBI's taxonomy places the organism in Eukaryota, Metazoa, Chordata, Actinopteri, Siluriformes, Bagridae. The transcript has 19 exons. The record is from RefSeq and is a predicted model, not a curated record. The coding region runs from base 311 to 2449 and encodes 712 amino acids.
GCACUGUGUACAGAUAUGCAUGGGAGGGGUGUGUGUGUACGUACGCGUGUCUCUGUGUGUGUGUCAGGAUUGAUUUAGUGCUGGAUUGGAGUGUGCAGGGCUGAUGGUGGGACACUUUGUGUUCUUCACUGAGGAUUAUUAUUAAUCUUUCUCAUGAAAAAUAACCAGAUUAAGACCUGCUACAUUUUUCAUCUUUCAUUUGCACAAACUUGGAAAUAACUGGACAGAAACAGAAGACUACCUGGUGAAUGUUUUGCCUUCCGACAAUAGCUUUGUUGAUUAUUAACGAAAGCAGCACUUAAAGAUCACCAUGGCAGAAGAGGAACUCAUGUUCACAAUGGAGGAGGUGGACAGUGUGAAAAGACCUUCUGUGAGAAGGACUGUGUCUUUAGGUCAUGACAGCACGGUCGAUGAUGAGGAAGAUGAUUUCUACAUCUGCCCCAUCACCGAUGAUCCCAUCAGUCCCACGAAAGGCAUCUGUGAUUACCUUCACGACCUCGUCCACCAGAAACAACUCUCUAACUCGUUGCCCAAGAACUCUUUCAGCUACAAGGCUGCUUGGAAACAUGCUAUUGAGAAAGCAAAGGCUAUGCCAGACCCCUGGGCUGAGUUUCACCUAGAAGACGUUGAGACAGAGCCUUGCAUUCGUUACAGGUACAGUGCCAUUACUGGUGAAUGGGCGCAGGACCAAGUCUUCAUCAAGAUGUCCUCUCAGCCCUUUGGGAAAGGCGCCAUGAGAGAGUGUUUCCGAACAAAAAAGUUGUCGAACUUCUCACAUAGCAGCAACUGGAAAUCAGCCUCCAACUACGUCGCUAAGCGCUACAUGGAGACGGUGGAUAGAGAUGUUUAUUUUGAGGAUGUCAGAUUACAAAUGGAAGCUAAAUUAUGGGGUGAGGAGUAUAAUCGCCACAGGCCUCCAAAGCAGGUUGACAUAAUGCAGAUGUGUGUUGUGGAAAUAACCUCGCGCCCAGGGAAACCACUUUUCCACCUGGAGCACUACAUCGAGGGACAAUACAUCAAGUACAACUCGAACUCUGGCUUUGUGAGGGAUGAUAACAUACGUCUUACGCCUCAGGCUUUCAGUCACUUUACGUUUGAACGCUCGGGACACCAGCUGAUAGUCGUGGACAUUCAGGGUGUCGGAGAUCUCUACACAGACCCUCAGAUCCACACAGAGAAGGGCACUGACUUUGGUGAUGGAAAUUUGGGUGUACGAGGCAUGGCCCUGUUCUUCCACUCGCACCUGUGUAACAAGAUUUGUAAGAGUAUGGGCCUCACACCGUUUGACCUGGCUCCUGCAGAAAAUGCUCAGCUGGACUGCACCAACAAACUGCUGGAGUCAGCACAGACUGUACUCCGUGGCUCUGAGGAGCACUGCGGCUCUCCCAGGGUGCGCACUACAUCGUUUACCCACGGUCCCCCUCUAUUGUCUCGUCUCUCUGAGACUUCCUCUGCUGACGAGAACAUGAGCGACGCAGACUCCGUUCCUUGUUCACCCCUGAGUCUGGGGGCCUUCACAGGCCGCUCUCCCUUGGACGACGCAGACAGAUACAACUGGAAUCGAAAGGACUCCGAGAGCGGCGGAGACAGCGGUUGCCCGAGUGAGAAACGCAGCGAGGGAGACCCAGGAGAACACCAUGACAGGGCUCGACCUUUCUACAACAGGCAUUACUCCGAAUCGGAUGAAGACAGCGUCCGUCGGUAUAAAGUGCUAACAGAGGAAAAAUGGAGUUUCUUCCAUUCAUCCCGUGCCCACGUUCAUAGACCGUCCUGUGUGGCAGUUGAGGUGGAGAGACUGAAUACACAGUUCCUUGAAAGGAAAAUCGGGAAAUCUAUUCUGGGCAAGGUACAUCUGGCCAUGGUCCGAUAUCACGAAGCGGGUCGGUUCUGUGAAAAAGAUGCACCGUGGGACCAGAAUUCUGCUGUGUAUCAUCUGGAGAGGGCAGCUAUGUGUGGCGAGCUGGAGGCUAUCGUAGCACUCGGGCAGUUAUAUCUGCAGCUGCCACAUCAUGUCCUACCUGAGAUGGAACUGCAGGACAACGACGAGAACAGGAAGAAAGGUUUCCACCUGUUACUUCAGGCAGCUGAGGCCGGAGACAGACCCAGUAUGAUUUUAGUCGCCAGAGCAUUUGACACAGGAGUAAACCUCCCACCUAACAGGACGCAGGACUGGGAGGAAGCGGUGCAGUGGUAUGAGUGUGCGCUCAACAUGACUGAUUAUGAUGAGGGAGGAGAGUUUGAUGGCAUGCAGGAUGAACCGCGGUACCUCCUUCUCGCUCGGGUGGCUGAGAUGUACCAAGAGGGACGUUUCGGCCUUACCGCAGAUCCUCAGAGAGCCGGCGAUCUCUUCACCGAGGCAGCCGACGCGGCCAUGGAAGCGAUGAAGGGCAGACUGGCGAACCAGUACUACAUGAAAGCUGAAGAAGCGUGGUCAGCUAUGGAAGAGUAAACAAAUGAACCAUUUUAUCUCUCAGGACUGUUAACGGUGUGCAUUUCUUCGUGAAAUAUGUUUACAUUCUCUUCUUCUACGGCAUCUUUCAGUGUGCUGUGCUGUCCGGUUUGAUAUGCCGUGUCCUAAAGCAUGCACGGACGCCUUUAUGAAUAUUCGGGUUCUUUUAUAAGCUGGUCAGUUGCUCUGAGACGUGAACGGAAAUGAAAUAAAUUUGCAGGUUUUUACAUUUUUAAGACUACAGGUAAGCAUUGGGACUCUUAGCAAUGGCAGUGACAUCAUCACUUCGUGGUCUGAAAGUAUCAGAGCUUGUGUGUGGUGGUGGUAAUAACCACGAGAAGACGAAUCAGCACUACGUACACAUACCGUAUACUCUGUAUGCAUCAGAUGUAUCAGGGUUUUGUUUUUUUUUGGGGGGGGGGGGGGCUGGGUUGUUCAUUUCUUAUUUCAAGAUUUGCAUGCCGGUGUGUUUGAGGGUGGCAGGUAAUAAUAAUAUUUCCCAUAAGUAUAAUUACUUUGUUAAGCACAUGGCUAGAUCGAAAUAUCUCCAAUGUACAAUCCUGUUAUUUAUUUUAUUCAGCAUACACACGUUGGCUGUGUAGCAUGAUUGUGAUUAAUAUAUUAUUAACCCCUGAGAAAUAUCAGACAAAAUUAAAUCGCCCUUUGGAAAGCACUAGUGAUGAAGAUAAAGUGAGUGAUGGAACUGUCUUUGUUACGUUGCUGUCCUGUGGUCUGCCUUUUUUUUGUGUAAUCUUCACUGAUUAAAAAAAAUUGGUUCAUUCUGCUUGUUUUUACCAACCUCUAUGCUGAAGAAAACAAAAUUGUGAAUUUUGUUUACAAGAACAAAAACGUAAUAAAAAUACAAAGUGCGGAUAAGA